UAAUCUGGGCCCCGUUUCAUCAACGAUCGCAUCGCAACUUUAAUGCCAAAAUAUCGCACAUUUCUUAUCGCAUCGCAAUUUGCGUUUCAUCAAAUAUCGCAUCGCCGAUUUGAGUUGCGAUAUUCGCACAUCGCCAAUAAUGAGGCUAUUUUGCGUUUCAUCAAAAAUCGCACAUCGCAAGAGCACCUGUUUUUUGCGAUAUUUUGCUUAAAACAUGCGAUCACACAAACCCAGUCGCAGACGGUAAAAAAAAAUUCAAUAUGGCCGACGUGUUGUUUUUUUUUAUGGAAAAUAACGCGAGAAGGACAGAGCGGGAGUUCCGGCCCCGUCUGGAGAUAGGCGGGGUUCGCGAUAUCGACUUUGUGAAUCGGUAUCGGGUAAACAGAACCACCGCACAGGAGCUAGUGGAGCUUCUGGGGCAGGAUCUUGCCAGAUCCGAACGUGGCGGAAAAACAAUUUCGCCAGAGACCAAGAUCCUCGUCAGCCUAAGAUUUCUUGCGAAAGGGGCAUUCUAUUCUGAACUAGCCGACACCCAUGGCAUCAGUCGCUCGAGCGUGUCCAGAACUGUGCAUAACUUUGUGGAGUCUGUCAACAACAACCUGGACAAUAUUAGGUUUCCAAUCGACAGAGAAGAUGUUGUAAAAGAGAAGAGGGCAUUUUACAACAAAUGUAGACUUCCGAAUCUUGUUGGAGCAGUGGAUGGGACCUUAAUCCCAAUCACUACUCCAACUGUAGAUGAGGAAGUCUACGUUUGUCGAAAAGGUUACCACGCCAUCAACUGCCAGGCGAUUGUAAACACAAGCUUGAAGUUCAUUAGUGUUGUGGCGAAAUGGCCGGGCUCUACCCAUGAUGGAGCGGUAUUUGAAAAUUCAAGAAUUAAGGGACAUCUUGAUGCUACAGCAAAUGUAGUUCUUCUGGGCGAUAGUGGAUAUGCCCUGAGCCCCUCCCUACUCACCCCCAUAAUGAAUCCCCGUUCCCAACAGGAAGAGCGGUACAACCGCAGACACAAGAUGGGUCGGGAAGUUGUGGAACGGGGAUUCGGGAUAUUGAAGUCCAGAUUCAGAUGUCUACAUCGAUCAGGGGGUGUUUUGCCAUACAAGCCCCAUCAGUGUGCGGCCUUGUUUGUAGCGUGCUGCCGGCUGCACAAUCUGCUGAUGGACAAUGGGGAGGAGCAGGAAGUGGAUGCCGAUGUCAUUGAGGAGGAUGACAACAAUGAUGACCCUGUCGAAGUUGUACUGAAUCAGCGUGGUGCUGCUGUUCGAGAUUAUUAUGUAAACCUAAAUUAACAUUCGUAAAGAUAAAACAAAAUAGUUGGACCUAUUGUUUGUUAAAACGUAAAUUAAAAUGUUUCUUUUUUUAGUUCGCCUUUUUUAAUACGUUGUGGUAGCCUUGUCAUUUACAAAAGUUUUUUUGUUUUUUUUAUAUUUAUUUCCAUUAGAUAUUGGGUAAAUACAUGAUGUCAGUGAAUAAAAUAAGAAUCCAUUUAAAAUAAAGGUAACUAAGCUAAGUAUCUCUUUGUACCCAUGUAUGUCCCUUGCAUAAUUAGAAAUUUCAUGUUUGCGUUAUUAUAUUUGUCCAUGCAAUUCAAUUGAAUACAUUAUUGGAUAAUGCACCUUUAAGUAUUAACCUGACUGACUAGCUAAAUGACUGAAUUACUGACUGAACUUAGGGGGCGGGUUCCGCGACCGCGGAGCCGACACUACGCCCCUGAGUGACCAACCGACUGACCAAGCCAGGGUACCGGCGGGGCCCGCUACCACGUCCCCGACCGCCCCUGUGCUGACUGACGGACAUAACGUUGUUUUUUUAUUCUGACUAACUGACGGACUGACUGACAUUUUCUUUACAUGUGUUCCUUUUUCUUAAUGUUUUUUUUUUAUACAUAUUUGUUAAUUGUUAUUUUGUCUGCACAUUAACAUAUAUGUAUUUAAUACAUUCUGUGCAUUGUGUACUCUUCGUGAUUAUGUUGAAUUUUAAAUGUAAACAUUGUUGAAUUUUGAUAUCAUUAUAUGUGGCUGUACUUGGAAAGGAAAAUAUUAACUACCAUUUUAUUUAAACAAAUGAUAAAAUGCAAACCAAUCAUACAUUAAGCACUGAUUUCUCAUUUUUGUUCACCACAUGUUCAUACGCAUUCUACAUAAUUCACUCAUGUCGUUGGAUGUUAUAUCUGAGACGUAUUCUUGUUGAUACUUGUUUUGGAGGAAGUAUAGUAGCAGCCAAUAAAUAGAUCAUUUAGUUUAUAA
Messenger RNA from Dreissena polymorpha, 2243 nucleotides. Its product is annotated as putative nuclease HARBI1. Lineage: Eukaryota; Metazoa; Mollusca; Bivalvia; Myida; Dreissenidae. The transcript has 6 exons. Bases 261 to 1286 code for a protein of 341 amino acids. The record is from RefSeq and is a predicted model, not a curated record.